This is a messenger RNA of Coregonus clupeaformis (lake whitefish), 2425 nucleotides long. RefSeq names its product amyloid beta A4 precursor protein-binding family B member 1-interacting protein. Gene Ontology annotation, cellular component: cytosol; plasma membrane. The record is from RefSeq and is a predicted model, not a curated record. Lineage: Eukaryota; Metazoa; Chordata; Actinopteri; Salmoniformes; Salmonidae. Bases 115 to 1509 code for a protein of 464 amino acids. Gene Ontology annotation, biological process: signal transduction. The transcript is spliced from 13 exons.
UCAUACAGGUUCCAGUUCAACCCCACGUGUGCAAGGCGCAAGAACUACAGAUACAAUAUCUAACAUUGACUCUAUGACUGGAGAGUAACCCAGGAGAUCAUUCGACUACAAAAGAUGGAUGAUAUAGACGCCAUGUUCACUGACCUGCUGGGAGAGAUGGACCUCCUAACACAGAGUUUUGGGUAUGAAAAGGAUCCCCCAGAAACGUCAUCCAGCAGCUCGCAGAGAGAAAGCAACUUCUCUAUUGGGUUCGCAGAUUUGAACGAAUCUCUAAAUGAGCUAGAGGAUCAUGACCUGGACGCUCUGAUGGCUGAUCUGGGGUCAGAUUUGGCGGAGACAGAGGAGACACUGAAUGCAGCCAAGACGGGACAUGUCCACACACAGCAGUCUGACUACUCCACCCCACAACAAAAUGUCCCCUUGUCCCAAAUGUCAUCGCUGGCAUCCUCCUCCUCAUCCUCUCUCCCACCUGAACCCUCCAAACCACAGCUAGCGGGAGAAGCUGAAGCACAAGCCAAAGCCGACAAAAUCAAGCUGGCUCUGAAGAAGCUAAAAGAAGCCAAAGUUAAGAAGUUGGUGAUCAAGGUGAUGAUGAGCGAUGGCAGCUCCAAGACACUGAUGGUGGACGAGAGACAGACGGUGAGGGACGUGCUGGAUAAUCUGUUUGAGAAGACCCACUGCGACUGCAGCGUGGACUGGAGCCUGUGCGAGACCAACCCCGAGCUGCAGACUGAAAGGGGAUUUGAGGACCAUGAAUAUCUAGUGGAGCCUCUUUCUGCAUGGACACGAGACAGUGAAAACCAAAUCCUUUUCCUUCUGAGACCUAACAAAUAUCUCUUCUUCAAAGACCCCCAGAUAUUCUACCUAUGGAAAAAAGACAAACAAUUUCUGAAUGAGAUAAAAGAAAGCCAUAAGGGACUUCUGCUAAAGGAAAACUUUGAGGGGCCUUCUGUCAUCGUCCCAGACCUGGAGGGGCUGCUGUUUCUGAAGGAGGACGGGAAGAAAUCGUGGAAACGUCGCUACUUCCUGCUCAGGGCUUCUGGGAUAUACUAUGUGCCUAAAGGAAAGACAAAGACAUCCAGGGACCUGGCGUGCUUCACUCAGUUUGACAAAGUCAACAUCUACACCACCACUGAUUACAAACAGAAAUACAAAGCACCCACAGACUUCUGCUUCAUCCUCAAGCAUCCUCAGAUCCAGAAGGAGUCCCAGCACAUAAGAUUCCUGUGUUGUGACGAUGAGCACACUCUCUCCCUCUGGGUCAACUCCAUCAGAGCAGCCAAGUAUGGGGUCACUCUGUACCACAACUAUCAGACGGCAGUGAGGAGGGCCUUAACCCCCACCUCCACUCUGCAUCUGACCGGUCUGCCUGCCUCCAAACCUCCCACACAUUCUACUGGGCACAGAGCAACAUUGAGGUCCAAUGGACACCCUGCUCAGGACGACCUCUCUGAACCGCCCCCAGACUUUAUUCCCCCGCCCCCUCCUGGGUGGGGCUCUGGGGUCUAGGGAUGGAGCUCCACCCCCUCCUGGGUGGGGCUCUGGGCUCUAGGGAUGGAGCUCCACCCCCUCUUGGGUGGGGCUCUGGGGUCUAGGGAUGGAGCUCCACCCCCUCCUGGGUGGGGCUCUGGGGUCUAGGGAUGGAGCUCCACCCCCUCACCCAUGAAUACUGUAGAGGAAGUUCUCAACCUACCUACAGACAGACAGACAGGCAGACAGGCAGGCAGGCAGGCAGGCAGGCAGGCAGGCAGACAGGCAGACAGGCAGACAUGCAUACAUGCAUACAUGCAUACAUGCAUACAUGCAUACAUGCAUACAUACAUGCAGGCCCAGUGUUCAUGGACCAGAGAGAUGCUUGCAAAAAUACCAUCUCGGUAGGUGACAGUCCCUGCUCCAAUUAAAUGCAUCUUUCCUUUCUUCCCUUCUGCUUGAAGUAACUGAUCUGACAAGAUAUGAUUGUACAAUGGAACGUAGUGAAGACAUUUCCAAACCACUGACUGAUGGGAAAGGGGGAUACCUAGUCAGUUGCACAACUGAAUGCAUUCAACUGAAAUGUGUCUUCCGCAUUUAACCCAACCCCAUGAUGCAUGUUCUUGGGUUAUUUAUGUAUUUAUUGAAUAAGUCAGAAUUAAUAAAACCUAAGUUAACCACUGUAAAGCUAUGUUGUCAUUGCAACCAGACGAAGAUGUACAGCAUGUUGGUAUGAAGCUUUAUCGACACGGAAAUAAACUGGGCUAAGCUAGAUCAAUUCCUAUAGUAUUACAUGUUGACCGGCAGAUGAACAUCUCUUUGGCAUUGUGCUUAAUGUCUACCAUGCAAACUCCUGUUACGAUCUGUUAGUUGACAAUUAACCUUACUGUUGGUCAUUGAUCUCACUUCAAUGAAAAACUGUGAUGUAGAGUUGCAAUAAAGUGGUUAAGUCAUG